This is a messenger RNA of Branchiostoma belcheri (Belcher's lancelet), 3004 nucleotides long. Its product is annotated as zinc finger protein 271-like. The coding region runs from base 259 to 1440 and encodes 393 amino acids. The record is from RefSeq and is a predicted model, not a curated record. Lineage: Eukaryota; Metazoa; Chordata; Leptocardii; Amphioxiformes; Branchiostomatidae. Gene Ontology annotation, molecular function: chromatin insulator sequence binding. The transcript is spliced from 2 exons. Gene Ontology annotation, cellular component: chromosome. Gene Ontology annotation, biological process: regulation of transcription by RNA polymerase II.
GAAAAGGGUAGAUGUCGCUCGUGUACAGCAAAUUUAAAAAGGAGGUCAAAGGUGACAUCCGCAAGGAAGGCGGAGCCAGCGAAGGUUCUGUCAUUCUGUCAACAAAAAUAGUGAGAAUUCUGACUGCAUCAACAAUAUUAUAAUUGAAAGAUGUAUAUUUGAAAAAAGAAAAGUGAAUCACUGGUAGACCCGGAAGAAAUUGUUACGUUGCCUAAAGAUUGUCCGAAAAGACUUUGCAAUUCUACUGCAAAUUGCAGAAUGGAUAGAGAGUGCCAGUUGCAAAGACAGGAUGUUAAGAUGGAACUUCCCAUUACCAAGCCUGUUGAAAGUCUGUUCCUAGACCUGGAACAUUCUGCUGCGCAGGUUGGUGGCAGGGUUUUCUACUGUAAGUUAUGCUCCUUGGAGAGCACGCGAGCUCGAACUCACACCCUCUUAUCACUUGAAGAAGGAGUGAAACAUCUUCAGAACCACUGGAGACCUCCGAAACAAAAGCGAGGGCCUCCGAUACGCAAGAACAAAGUCCCACCAGAGCUGUACUAUAGAAAACAGGCUGUGAAUGUAGAGGAGGAUAUAACGUUGUUAGCGAAGCUUUAUCUCGGAUUCAAGGUGCAGGAGCGAAAGCCGUACAGGUGUGGUCUCUGCGGGGAGGGUUUUGCUACCACGAGCGACAGGUACCACCACGUGGGAGAGGAGCACGUGGAAGCCACCGCGCCGCUCUUGUGCUGCGGCGCCUCAUUCCAGAACCGCGAGAAGUACAUCCAACACAUGUUCUUCAAACACUGCGAACUCAGGAGGCCAGCCGAGAAAGAAAGCUUCUUUGUCUGUGACCUGUGCUUUGUCGCUUUCUAUAACAGGACGGACUUAGAGUGGCACUUUUAUCGGCAUAAUCAGCACGUGGCUAAUCCGAUAGGGGAGGAGGAUGACGGACAUUUCUCUUCGCGGUCACAGUUCUUCCGCUGUUCUCUCUGCUCCGACCAGUGCGUCUUGUCAAGACGAAAGCCUCCAGUACUGUACACGCUGUCGGAGUCGUUCAACCAUCUCGCUUGGCACUGGCUGUACCAGCUCCCGCCUGAAAUACGACAGAAUCCCGUUCUCGUGUUCGAAGAUGACGCGGACGUCAUCCACAGACUGUACAUGGAGGCAGUGGGGAUUCGCGAGUGGCGCUGCGGUCUGUGCCCGCUACAGCUCAACAAGGAACACGUGCUAAACUACCACUCGGAGGCACGGAGGGCGUUCAGAUGUGAAGGGGUGACCUGUAAGAACACGUUACAGUUUGCGAAGCUGGAAGACUUUGUCGGACACAUCUUCAUGCGGCACACGCGGGUACUGAAGCUAGAGGAGAGGUUUCUUUGCUUAAUCUGUGACGGGAAGUUUGAGAACAGGAACCAGAUGAAGUGGCACUGUUACAUCCACAAUGUUGCAAGACAGGUGGCCUCAUAGUUUUGUAGAAUAAUGUAAUAAGGUGCAUACAAAUUCAGGGCUCAAAUUCUGCACCUUAGUACAUGUAAAUGUAACACUGGGGCUGCGCAAGUACCGGUAUUUCUGAUGUCUACCUGAACCCCAUCUGCAAGUGGCCAUGGGUUUACAUAUACAUUUUGUACAUGUACACUGUAGGUGUAUGUGGAUUUUUAUUGGCUGCAUUGAUUGCUGCCACCUAUUAAGUAUAAAAGAAAUAGUGAGCAACGGUUUCUGAUUCUCUGAAUAGCUUUUAGUAUGAUGCAUGUAUUGAAAUUAUGAAGGUAAAAUUUGUCUGGUGCAGGUAAUUUUCAAUGUUACCUGCAUCAGUGCAGCCGUACAGAAAAAAAAAAAGUAUUUCAAGUCCAGAAAUCAAUAAUGUACUUAUUUAUCCAUGUGUAUACAACUAACGUUACUAGUAUACAUAAUGCACUCUGUAUAGAUAGUUUAGGUUACGUCUAUGAAAUACCAAUAUUUAUCUCUUUAUUACACGCAGGUAUUUAUUUAUCACGUAUUAUGGUUAAUACUGUUAGUACUUCUGGAGAGGGUUAUCUAAAAUAAACUUAGGUAAUUACAUGUAUAAGAUUUAAAAUUGUAGAGGCAAUUGGUAGAUAGCUUUUAAUGAUGUCAAGAAUUUGUUAAGAUUGAAGAUACUAACAGAAUCCUUACUACCCUUUUCAUAAUGAUAAAAGUUCUAUAUGUAACCUUGUAAAAUGAUAACACCAGUAUCAAUGACACUAACCUCUGCAUGUACGUGUACGAUUAACAUUUACGGUAGAUCAGGACAAAAAAGUAUUUUAAAAAAGUGUAAAUCAGUGAUAGAAACUACAAGAGAGCAACAGCAAAAUCAAUCAUUCUUUCCAAGACAUCACAUUUUAUUGAAAAAGGUUGUUCUUUCUUGCCAUUUCAGUGAAAGUAAAGUUGAAGGAACACCACAGUGUGAUUUAAGACAAUUCCUAGGUGAAAGUAUUACUACGAUAUGAAACAGAAGUCUGAAAUACCACGAAAGUAUUAUCAUUCUUAGAGAUAAUUUUUAUGAAGAUACAUUGUAUACAUGUAUUGAGUUAUUUCUGUGCUGAAGUCACUUAAGUGUAAAUGGACAAUUCCUGUGCAAAAAAGCUUAUUUCAGUUUUAUUUGAAGAAAACAUAUAUAGCAUAACUCACAGCAUUAGUAUUUAACCUAACAUGUAUUUUGUCCCCUUUUCUGCUAUCAAGUCUUGAGCUGUACAGGUUGCACAGGAAUUGUCUAUGUAAAAGCAAGAAGGAAGGGGGGGGGGGGCAGGCAUGUCUUACUUGUGUCACAAUGAAAUCAAAUUAUCAAUAAUUACACAGCUUGUCUUGAAACAUCUUCAGAUAAAUUCAUUACAUCAUCUGUUGGGUUCAACUCAGGCUAGCCAACCAUCCCAGAACGGACGUAUUUAAAGAGAUCUUCCUAGAAAUCAUCACAGAAUGUAAUCUACAGUAUUAUCAUCAAAUAAAGUAGGAGCCUCUUACUAGCUUUACUAGCAGUUGGACUUAGAUAUACAUUGCUAAGGUGUGCCUGUGAAGC